UAGUAGAUAAGAUAUUCCAUAUUUCGACACUCACAGUAAACGCCGUAAUUUAUUUAAGUGCAAUGUGAACUGAGCAGCGCUGUUACAGCAUGUAAAACAGCCCACUCAACUUGACCUUUUUCAAGGUACUUCCUAUAUGGGCGCACGUUUUCACUGGGAAGAGUGCAGCGGGAAAUAUGCAGUCAGAAGCGCAAGGGCUGAAAUGGAAAAGAAGUUGGCCAAAACGAAACUCAACUACGUGACGAACGGAAGGCGAACGGCAGCCGAGAAAAAUCAGUCAAAAUGCCACUCAAAUUAACUGAGAACAUUCUGUCACUGUCGUUUGUGCAGAUCGCAACGGAAAACUGAAGCUCUGCAACUGGAAAACGAAAGUGCAACUGGAGGACCAAGUGGAUGCAUUACCUCCGAAUAUAAAUUUAUGAACUGAACAAAAUGGGUUUCGUUUCGAGCUGGAGGCAACUUUGGCUGCUGUUGCUGUUGGUCGUGGGCCUGUCGUUGGGUCUGCCCAGCAUGGAAAACCAGACGCACGAACAGAUCGAACAGAUAAUAGCCUGCAGACAGCCCAAGGCACCUGGCUUGUGCCGAGGUCGGCAGCUGCGAUAUGCGUACAAUAAGCAGACCGGAAACUGCGAGAGCUUCAUCUACACGGGCUGUGCCUCCACUGAGAAUAAUUUCCUGACCUUCGAGGAGUGUCGCAGGGAUUGCAUGCAACGCCUGCGCUACUGAGGAAGUCCUCUUAGACGCUCUAGAUGCUUAAUAUAUAUUUGUUGUUACAGAAAUUGUCAAGUCGUGCGUAAAUUUUA
Molecule: messenger RNA, 803 nt
Organism: Drosophila erecta
Lineage: Eukaryota; Metazoa; Arthropoda; Insecta; Diptera; Drosophilidae
Product: kappaPI-actitoxin-Avd3d
Exons: 2
Coding region: 433-726 (97 amino acids)
Molecular function (GO): serine-type endopeptidase inhibitor activity
Source: RefSeq, a predicted model, not a curated record